AUGCGAACACUACACAGAAAAAUGACAUCUUCCUCAGCACCAUUGUUGUACCUCUACCUACUGCUGGUGCCGUGCCUUCUUCUCUUGGAAGAAGCACAUGCGUCACACCAUGGAGGGAUCUCGCUGAGGUCUCAACAUAUGGCCCUCCUUCACUGGAAAGCUACAAUCGCAAGCCCACCGCUGCAGAUGAGCUCUUGGCAGGAAAACACCGGCCCAUGCAACUGGACGGGCAUCAUGUGCACGCUUGUUCGCCAUGGCAGCCGCAUGCCCUGGAUGGUGACUAACAUCUCCCUGCCGGAUGCUGGCAUCCGUGGCCAGCUUGGUGAGCUCAACUUCUCAGCUCUUCCAUUCCUCGCAUCUAUUGAUCUUCAAAACAACAGUAUCCAUGGUGCACUGCCCGCUAGUAUCUGCUCCCUGUCAGCACUUUCGAUACUUGACCUUACCUACAAUCAGCUCACAGGAAAAAUUCCCUAUGAGAUUGGUAACCUGCAAAGUCUCAGCUAUCUUGGUCUCUCAUUUAACAGACUCACAGGACAUAUCCCUGUGUCUCUGGGUAACCUAACAAUGUUAAUUGAAGUUGUCAUUCACCAAACCAUGGUAUCAGGUAGCAUUCCUGAGGAGAUUGGAAGACUUCUCAACCUACAAAUUCUACAGCUAAGCAAUAGCACCAUAAGCGGCAUGAUACCAAAAAUCAUUGGAAAUAUGACCCAACUGAAUGUUUUGGACCUGUAUAGUAAUCAACUUUCAGGGCCUAUACCCCAAGAACUAGGCACCCUAGUCCAUCUACAAAGUCUUGAUCUUAGUUCAAAUGAUUUUUCAGGUCCAAUUCCAAUCUCCAUAAGCAAUCUCACUAAGAUGAACCAACUUUUUCUCUAUGAAAAUCAAAUCACAGGUCUAAUACCACCAGAACUAGGCAACCUCGCCAUGCUAAGCCAACUUGCUCUCUGCACAAAUCAAAUAACGGGUUCAAUACCCCCAGAACUAGGCAACCUCACUAUGCUCAAUGAACUUUAUCUCUAUGAAAAUCAAAUCAUAGGUCCAAUACCUUCAGAAUUAGGCUUCUUGCAGAAUCUCCAAGAUUUAGACUUCUCCAAUAACCUAAUAUAUGGCUCUAUUCCUGGUAGCUUAGGAAAUAUUACCAAGCUAGUAGUACUACACCUCUUUACAAAUAAGAUAACCGGUUCCAUUCCCCAGGAAAUUGGCAACCUGAUAAACCUCAAAUAUUUAGCCUUGUUUCAAAACCAAAUUUCGGGAUCAAUACCAAAAACUUUUGGCAAGUUGCAAAGCAUCCAAAACAUGUUAAUGUUUAGCAACAAAUUAUCAGGUUCUCUUCCUCAAGAAUUUGGAAAUCUCGUAAGCCUUGUUCACCUUGAGGUGGCAAACAACUCACUUUCAGGACAUUUACCUGCAAAUAUAUGUUCAAGUGGAGGACUAAAAUCUCUCGCUAUCGCUUCUAAUAUGUUCAAUGGCCCAAUUCCAAGGAGUUUAAAGACAUGUACAAGUUUGGUUAAAAUUGACCUUCAGUCGAACAAACUAACAGGAGAUAUAUCUCAUCAUUUUGGUGUGUAUCCACAACUCAUAUGGAUGGGCUUGUCAACGAAUAGACUCUCUGGGCAGAUCUCAUCAAGUCUAUGUGCAUGUACCCAACUAACGAUACUACAUCUAGGAAAUAAUAUGAUCACAGGUUCCAUACCUCCAAUCCUUUCUAAAUUGUCCAACCUAGUAGCACUAACACUCAAUUCUAAUCAUCUCAGCGGCGAGAUUCCUCCAGAAAUCUGUACUUUAGCAAAUCUAUAUAGCCUCAACUUAUCAUCGAACCAGUUAUUUGGAUCCAUACCUACACAGAUAGAAAAGCUAAGCAAUAUAGGAUACCUUGAUAUAUCUGGGAACAGACUAAGUGGAUCAAUACCUGAGGAACUAGGGGCAUGCAAGAAACUACAGUCCUUGAAGAUCGGCAACAACCAAUUCAACGGGAGUUUGCCUGGUGCGGUUGGAAAUUUAGCAGGCCUGCAAAUCAUGUUAGAUGUGAGCAACAAUAACCUCAGUGGUGUUUUGCCGCAGCAACUUGGGAAGUUGGAGAUGCUGGAAUCUCUCAAUUUAUCACAUAAUCAGUUCAGUGGAAGCAUUCCAUCCUCCAUUGCAAACAUGCUGAGCCUUUCAACACUUGAUGUGUCCUACAAUGACUUGGAAGGACCAGUCCCAACAGCACGGCUACUCCAAAAUGCUUCAGCAAGUUGGUUUCUUCCCAAUAAAGGUCUCUGUGGUAACCUCUCUGGCUUGCCACCUUGUUAUUCAACCCAAGUAGCUGCUCACCAAAAAGGGAAGAUACUUGGUUUGCUUUUGUCCAUUGCUCUUGUGAUGGGUUUCGGCAUUGUUGCUGCAAUUGUUGCCAUAAUAAUACUUACUCGUAAGAAGAGAAAUCCACAAGAAAGUGUUACCUCUGAAGCAAGGGACCUAUUCUCUGUUUGGAAUUUUGACGGAAGACUGGUAUUUGACGAUAUUGUAAGGGCAACAGAAGACUUUGAUGAUAAGUACAACAUUGGAACCGGAGGAUACGGCAAAGUCUACAAGGCACAACUCCAAGACGGGCAGCUGGUUGCUGUGAAGAAGCUUCAUCAGACCGAAGAAGAGUUGGAUGAUGAAAGAAGAUUUCGUAGUGAAAUGGAAAUCUUAACACAGAUCCGACAACGAAGCAUUGUCAAAAUGUAUGGAUUCUGCUCCCAUCCAGCAUAUAAAUUUCUCGUCUACGACUACAUUCAGCAGGGAAGCCUCCAUGGAAUAUUGGAAAAUGAGGAGCUAUCAAAGGAAUUAGAUUGGAAGAAGAGAAUUGCCCUGGCAACUGAUGUGGCUCAAGCAAUAUCUUAUUUGCACGAUGAAUGCAGUCCACCUAUAAUCCAUCGAGAUAUCACAAGCAACAACAUCUUACUUGAUACAUCCUUCAAGGCUUUUGUCUCGGAUUUCGGCACGGCAAGGAUUCUUAAGCCCGAUUCGUCAAACUGGAGUGCACUAGCAGGAACCUUUGGCUACAUAGCUCCUGAACUGUCGUACACAUCUGUUGCGACAGAGAAAUGUGAUGUCUAUAGCUUUGGGGUGGUUGUGUUAGAGCUAGUGAUGGGCAAGCAUCCAAGGAAUCUAUUAGAUGGUAGUCUUUCUAACGGCGAACAAUCAAUGAUGGUGAAAGAUAUUCUGGACCAACGGCCGACAACACCAAUAACAACAGAAGAGAAUAACUUAGCUCUGCUCAUCAAGUUGGCCUUAUCUUGUUUGGAAUCUUCUCCCCAAGCAAGGCCAACCAUGCAGGAGGUAUACCAAACACUCAUCCAGCGACCAUCUUCUAGUUCUUGUUCUGUGCCUUUCAGCGCGCUUAUAUUACAGCAAGGGAUGCAUGCUGAUAUAAGGUCUGAAUCCUAG
This is a messenger RNA of Triticum turgidum subsp. durum (durum wheat), 3411 nucleotides long. Lineage: Eukaryota; Viridiplantae; Streptophyta; Magnoliopsida; Poales; Poaceae. The record is from the annotation of a GenBank genome assembly.